This is a messenger RNA of Capronia coronata CBS 617.96, 2646 nucleotides long. RefSeq lists its product as uncharacterized. Gene Ontology annotation, biological process: regulation of cyclin-dependent protein serine/threonine kinase activity. The coding region runs from base 1 to 2646 and encodes 881 amino acids. Gene Ontology annotation, cellular component: nucleus; cyclin-dependent protein kinase holoenzyme complex. The record is from RefSeq and is a predicted model, not a curated record. NCBI's taxonomy places the organism in Eukaryota, Fungi, Ascomycota, Eurotiomycetes, Chaetothyriales, Herpotrichiellaceae. Gene Ontology annotation, molecular function: protein kinase binding; cyclin-dependent protein serine/threonine kinase regulator activity. The transcript has a single exon.
AUGGGCAUGAGAGAGGUUGUCACCCUCUCCUCCUUCGAUCGCCCACAGAAUGUUCAAGAUUCCGUUUCGGACUGGCUCCAAUCCGGUUAUCGCGAUUUCUACAACACCGACAAAAUCUCCAGUACUGUCUCGUUUCAUGGCCCGUGCAAGUCGAACAACAGCCCUGACCUGGGGAGUGUCACUACUGGCGAUGACAAUGUGAGCAUCAGCGAUUCUGCUCAUGAGUCAUUCUCGACCGAGUCAUCUUCUCAUACCUCGUGGACGAAUGCAACCGAUCCGGUUGACGUUCUCUCCGACGAGGAAGAAAAGGAUCAUGUGCAGCAAUUGAAGCAGUGCCACGGCUCUCGCGCAUCAGUCGAGAUCCAGGAGCAAUUACUCAAAGGACUCCACAGUACUGAUCAGUCUGCGUGCUCCAGCCUACGCUCUCACGCGAAUCCCGAUGUCUCCAGCGUACUUGAAGCGCAGGCUUUUGACCGAUCCCUGGCCUUGACUGAGGCAGCUGCUGCAGCACGGAUUGUCGACACCAACGCUAGACAUAAUAUCCCAAAAUGCAGUCUCCGAAGAGCCUGUUGUCCGAGCAAGAAGCAAAUUUCGCCCCCAAAGCUCAAGAGAGACACCGAGGUCACCGAUCAAUUUGUUUCCCUUCUCAUAAUCUUCGCUACCAGGCUGAUCACUGCGAUCUGGCCACUGUCGGCUUGCCCUCCUAUGAUGUCAACCUGCUUCAAUGGUGCUGGUGUCCUGCCUCUGCGCGUCUUCAUCCAGGAGACUCUUCGACGGUCCAAGACCAGCUAUUCGACGCUCCAGGUAGCCUUGUACUACCUGAUCUUGCUCAAGGCCAAAUUACCUUGUGCUGACUCCAGAAAGAGACAGCAGAGCUCAUCCGCGGGUGAUGAGGCCUCGGAAAGAUCCCAGUGUCGCGCAAUGCAAUGCGGGAGACGGAUGUUCUUGUCAGCCCUUAUGCUAGCCUCGAAAUACCUGCAAGACAGGAACUAUUCCGCUAGGGCUUGGAGCAAGAUCUCCGGACUCCGCAGCAGUGAAAUCAAUCAGAACGAGCGGGAAUAUCUGACUAAGAUCGACUACAACCUCCACGUGCCCAAGGAGCUCUUCGACAACUGGAGCAAGAUUGUAAUUGCUUUGAGCAAAUUGUCCAAGGAGCCGGUGCAAUGCCCCUCGGGGUCAUGCAAUCUCGACCUUGGUCAACCAGGCAGUGGCACCAAUGCAAUCCUGGCUGACAUGGUUUCGGAAGUCGACGUCGGCCACGUUCGCAGUGACUCUAUGUUCUCCGACGAUUGGUGGGCGGCCGUGAUUCAACAGCUGGACCCCGCCAUGGUGAAGGACCCGGUGUUGGUGAAUGACUUCCUCCAAGUACAUCUGCCCAAAGACAAGAUUGAGCAGGUGCUGUUGCCCACCUCGACUAAGCAACAAGGCCGGUCAUGGGAUGCUCUUCCACCAAGUCCGGAUCAUGUUUACGACAUGAACUUCAGUGAUACUUUGAAACCACGGAGUGCCGAGCACUGCAAAGGACAAACUCCUCAGACCCCUCAAACUCCUGUUCAGACAAGUCCGUCACGAAGCUCGACGUUGCCCAUGCAACCACACCUUCGAAAUCUUCCUACUCCACAGACCACCCCCCAACUUGCUGAGAAAUGUCCGUGGUCCCUGAGUUCCAGCCGAAACUCUCUGCGCUGUUCCGCUUCUGUCGAUGCUCUGCGGAGUAUGAAAAAGCAGUCCAUCAUGAAUGCCAACCUAGACCGUUGCCCUCCGCCACGACCUAAUGGCUGCGAGCUACCACCUGUCAAAUCCCUGAUGCGUUCUGCAGAGACAACUCGGGAGAGCUCAAGCAGGUCUACUACUCCAACGUCCUCACCAGCAUCGGUUGCGUCGGAGGUGACGGCUUAUACAUCUCGGUCUAGGUCAUCAUCUGUUUCCUCCAGUUCAUCUUGGUCGUCCUUGGCCUCGGCCGUCCCUCGAAUGCGCAUUGCCAGCACUGGGUUUUCCAGCUCUCCUCUAGCCCGAGUUUGCCCGUUGUCUGAGCGACACCGUAUACCGGUGUCUGGGGAUGACUCGAGCCUGGACGCUUCGAGCAGCCACUCGAAUAGAGAAGGCUCCUCGCGUAGCGAGUCGGCAGCGACCCCGACCCCGAAUCAAGGUGGAGGAUAUGGAAGCUGCGGAAGUUUGCCAUACAGACUGUCCAAGCAUUCUGUCCCCACCAUAUCCGAGGUUGAUGCUGUCCGUGUCCUCAUGUCACUGUCCACACAUUCGGAGACGCCGAGCAGAAGCGUGACCCCGACUCCACAACAACUGACAGGAUAUGGUGUUGGUAGCCGACGGAAGGAGAAUGAACACCCCAGGUGCCACAAGAGAUCAUUAUCAACGAUAGAGACCAAUCUUCAGUCACAAGUGCGGUGUACCAUGCUGAAUGGCAGUAUGCGUUCGGAUGCUCUUGAAGAUCCUCUGAAGCCUUGCUACGACAACACACCGAAGCAAUGGCAACUUCCUACGCAGGAUUGGGCAACGCCUCGGAAGGCGUUGCCCAACAGCAUGGACAACAAACGUCUGGCAACAUACUGUUCGAUGCAGCAGUUUCCUUCUGCACCGGAUCUAGCGUCGCAGUAUCUCAAGGAUGCGAUGGUUAUCGCUUCCUAG